Molecule: messenger RNA, 1896 nt
Organism: Somion occarium
Lineage: Eukaryota; Fungi; Basidiomycota; Agaricomycetes; Polyporales; Cerrenaceae
Source: the annotation of a GenBank genome assembly
AUGGUCAACAUCACCUACGAUGAAUCUGGGUCGAUGGUCGCCACCGCCCCAGACGGCACCGCGACUGUGUACGACCUCGGCGACAUUGCCUGGGUCCUUGCCUGUACAGCACUCGUCUGGAUCAUGAUUCCUGGCGUCGGUUUCUUCUACUCUGGUCUAUUACGGCGUAAAAAUGCACUUUCAAUGAUAUGGCUUUCAAUGAUGUGUGUAGCCGUUGUCUCGUUCCAAUGGUUCUUCUGGGGAUUCUCGUUAGCGUUCAGUGAGACUGGUAGCGCGUACAUUGGCAACCUCAAAUACUUCGGUCUCAAGGGCGUCCUUGAUCAACCAUCUAUCGGAAGCACGCGUAUCCCGUCGCUUGUUUUCUGUGUCUACCAGCUGAUGUUCGCCGCCAUCACACCCAUGCUUGCUGUCGGUGCCAUUGCUGAACGCGGCCGCCUCGGUCCCAUCAUGGUCUUCGUCUUCGUAUGGUCAACAAUCGUGUAUGACCCUAUCGCCUGCUGGACAUGGAAUUCUAACGGUUGGUCCUUCGUUAUGGGAGGAUACGAUUUCGCCGGUGGAACUCCGGUGCAUAUCUCUUCCGGUACUGCUGCUCUCGCUAUCUCCGUCUACCUCGGUAAACGUCGUGGAUACGGAACCGAACGCCUCGCAUAUAAGCCUCAUAACACCACUUAUGUGGUACUGGGAACGGUGUUCCUUUGGUUCGGCUGGUUCGGAUUCAACGGUGGAAGUGCCUUGGGUGCGAACUUGAGGGCUAUCCAAGCUUGCAUUGUUACCAACUUGGCCGCUAGCGUCGGUGGUUUGACUUGGAUGCUCUGGGACUACCGUCUUGAACGCAAAUGGUCUGCUGUCGGCUUCUGCUCGGGUGCGAUCGCAGGUUUGGUCGCCAUCACCCCGGGAUCAGGUUUCGUCGGUGCACCCGCUGCCGUACUCUUCGGUUUCAUGGCUGGCACCAUUUGCAACUUUGCCACUCAGCUCAAGUUCUACCUCGGCUAUGAUGACUGCCUCGAUAUCUUCGCCUCACACGGUGUCGGUGGUAUCGUCGGUAACCUUCUGACCGGUCUCUUCGCCCAAGCAAGUGUCGCAGGCUUCGAUGGCAUCGCCGACAUCCCCGGAGGCUGGCUCGACCACCACUACAUCCAACUCGCCUACCAGCUCGCCGACUCCGCCGCUGGUUUCGGGUACUCCUUUGUUCUCACCACCAUCAUCCUCUGGAUCAUGCAUUACAUCCCUGGCCUGCGUCUUCGAGCCACAGAAGAAGCCGAGAUCCUUGGCAUCGACGACGCGGAGAUGGGUGAAUUUGCGUAUGACUAUGUUGGCAUCGAUGCGGGGAAUACGCAUGAGUUCCAUGAUGAUACGCAUAGUCAUGGGGAUGUUCCUGCUUCGACGGGUGGUCGUGAACCGAGGCAUAUACAUAGUGAACUUGCGAAGGGUGGGAGCAGUGAGGGCAGUGAUGUGGAGAAGCAACAUGCUUGAGAUGAAGGAAUUCAAGCGAGGGGGAAGGGGGAGGUGUAGCUGUUGUGUGCAAUUUGCGUGGAUCAUUCGGAUCGGCGAGUAUUCUUUCUUUUUCGAGUCUGUUCUCAUUAGGCUCUGCUACGCUAUCGUCAUGACCUCUUUCUUUUUCGGAUCUUUAUGUGGACGGUAGGACGAGGCAGGCGAAGACUCGAAGUGUUCAUUAAUUUCUUCUCUUUUUUUUUAUCUUUCCGUUUCGAUGUCCUUUCUCUGCAUUGCCUCCCCAUCUCCUUCCCUCUCCUCUCUCGCCUCGCAAGCUCCAGUGCAUUAAGUACUGUUGUUGCCAUCAUUGUCAUGAUCAUCGCCUGCCUUCGUAAAAACGUAUUGGCUUAUCACUAGCUACUUAAAUUCCGAACUCUGUACUCUACUAUAAAUCUAUUCAUGUCG